AUGCUGUCUCGCUCUCCAAAUCUAGAUAAUUUGAUUGCUUUGAAAGAUUUUGAAGGCAUUCAAGGAUUGCCCCUUCUAAGGGAUAUUGAAGAUCUGUGUUAUGAAAAGAACACCAGAAAAUCCAGUAGAGCUGAAAUAGAGCUCCAGAAACAGGAGGAAGUUGCCAAUUCGCGUGUCAGACAAGCAGACGAUAAGGGAAGGGCUUAUGGAUCAGGAAGGAGAAAAUGCAGCAUAGCCUGUGUCUGGAUUCAACCUGGUGAGGGUAAAUUUGAAGUAAAUGACAAAGAGUUUGACGUGUAUUUCCCCAUUCUUGAUUACCGUGCUGCUCUUCUCGGCCUUAAACUGAAACUAAGUCUUUGGGUCAAGUCGGAGCCAUCCGUUUGGGCAUCAGCAGAGCGUUGCAAAACUGGGAACCAGGCCUACGACGUCGUCUCAGAGACAUGA
Molecule: messenger RNA, 444 nt
Organism: Fraxinus pennsylvanica
Lineage: Eukaryota; Viridiplantae; Streptophyta; Magnoliopsida; Lamiales; Oleaceae
Source: the annotation of a GenBank genome assembly